AAAGAAACUCCAUUCCUUUCGGCAGAGGAACGAGACGACCCUGCCGAGCUUGGGAUUGCUAAAAACCUCUCCGGCUUACGGCUCUCCUUCGAGCUGUCUACUUCCCUCUGCAGUCCUCCCACUUCUUCUAUCUUCAGUUCGGUCUCUAAUGGAUUUCCAGGUGGUCGUCUUGGCUGGAGGCACUUCCAAGAAACUCGCUCCUCUCGUCUCCAAGGAAGUUCCCAAGGCAUUGCUUCCCGUGGCCAACCGCCCCGUCCUCUCUUAUGUUCUCGAGCUUUUGGAGCUCAGCAACCUUAAAGACAUUAUUGUGGUGGUUGAAGGGGAAGGUGCAGUUUUACGUGUAGGCGGUUGGAUUCCAGCGGCAUAUGCUGAUCGUUUGCAUGUGGAGGUUGCUGCAGUCCCGGAGGAUGUUGGAAGUGCUGGUGCACUUCGGGCCAUUGCUCCCCACCUGACUGCAAAUGAUGUUUUGGUUGUGAGUGGUGAUCUUGUUUGUGAUGUUCCUCCUGGAGCAGUGGCAGCUGCUCAUAGACGACAUGAUGCAGCGGUGACUACAAUGCUUUGCUCUACUCCCAUCAGCGGAUCAUCUGAGUCAGGAUCCUCUGGUGGGAAGGACAAAGCUAGAAAACCGGGGCGCUGCAACGUUAUAGGGCUGGACCCCACAAAACAAUUUUUAUUAUAUUUUGCUACUGGAGUUGAAGUUGAGAAGGACAUUCGGGUUCAGAAGAGCAUACUCCGUGCAGUUGGACGGAUGGAACUCCGAGCUGAUCUCAUGGAUGCUCAUUUAUAUGCAUUCAAGAGGUCUGUAUUACAAGAAGUUCUGGAUCGAAAGGAUGCAUUCCAAAGCUUAAAGCAGGAUGUAUUGCCAUAUCUUGUCCGAAGCCAGCUGAGGUCAGAAGUAUUGUUGAAUGGCACAUCACAAGCAGAAGAAAAUGGAAAUGAGAAGGUUGCUUCCCAAAACAAUCAAUUAAUGCUAUCUAAAAUCCUGGGUAAUUCAUGCACUCCAAGCUUUCAUGAACUCUAUAAACUGGGUUCUAAUGGUUCUGCUCCUGCUCGACAAACACAUAAAUGCUGUGUUUAUAUUGCCAGCAAUAACAAGUACUGUGCACGGCUGAAUUCUAUUCAAGCUUUCAGCGACGUAAAUCGGGAUGUCAUAGGAGAGGCUAGUCACCUUUCAGGGUACUCUUUUUCUGUUCAUAACAACAUUAUCCACCCCUCAGCAGAGCUUGGAUCAAAAACCACUGUGGGACCACAUUGUAUGCUCGGCGAAGGUUCACAAAUGGGUGACAAAUGUAGUGUGAAACGGUCUGUUAUUGGCCGUCACUGCAGGAUAGGUUCCAAUGUGAAGGUGGUUAAUUCGGUGGUUAUGAACCAUGUUACCAUAGGUGAUGGUUGUUCGAUCCAAGGUUCUGUAAUUUGCAGCAAUGUGCAACUCCAAGAGCGUGUUGUAUUGAGAGAUUGUCAGGUUGGAGCAGGUUACGUGGUUCCUGCUGGUGGUGAGUACAAGGGGGAGUCCUUGGCAAAGAAAGAGAGAUGAGAAUCUCAAGGUGUUACCUCUGAACAAAGUCCCUGGUUGGAGCAGGUUUUUAGCUGAAUGGAGUUGGGGAGUGUAAGAUACGUUCUUGGCGGUGAAAGUGAAAUGCCACCUUGAUUAGUAAUUUUAAGCUCCCAUUUGUACCGUGUUUUUGGGUAAUGGUCGUCUUUGAUCAACUCCGACCAAUGUAUUUUUGCUGGUUAGGGGAGAGUUCAAAUAUUAGCUUCAAUUUGUCAUACAUUUUUGUAAGCUUUGAGUAGGAAUCUUUUGAGAUCUCAAUGAAAGUUAUAACAUCUCGAGUGUUGAUUAA
This is a messenger RNA of Malania oleifera, 1841 nucleotides long. RefSeq lists its product as uncharacterized. Gene Ontology annotation, biological process: cytoplasmic translational initiation; biosynthetic process. Gene Ontology annotation, molecular function: translation initiation factor activity; guanyl-nucleotide exchange factor activity. Gene Ontology annotation, cellular component: eukaryotic translation initiation factor 2B complex; guanyl-nucleotide exchange factor complex. The coding region runs from base 149 to 1534 and encodes 461 amino acids. Lineage: Eukaryota; Viridiplantae; Streptophyta; Magnoliopsida; Santalales; Ximeniaceae. The record is from RefSeq and is a predicted model, not a curated record. The transcript has 13 exons.